AUGCCGAGUUCGUGUAAAGACCUGCGCCAGGCGCUGGCGGAAUGCCUGCAGGAGUCAGAGUGCAUUAUGAUCCAGCGGAACACGCCCCAGGAAUGUCUGCGCUCUCCCAACCUCGAGCAACUGCCCGUCAAAUGCCAGCAGCUGAAGAAGUGUCUCAGCGAGUGCAAACGAGGCAUGGUAGACAUGCGCAAGCGAUUCCGCGGUAACCAGCCCUUCCAGCUCGCCAAAGAGACAGAUAGUGCUACCGGCGAGGUCGUGGAGAAGAAAAAGCCUGUCCCGCAGCUCUACGGUGGACGACCGGCGUUCCAGGCCGUCCAGGCCGUCCAGGAGAUAAGUGGUGAUGAAGUGGUGAUGGAUCCUGAAAAGACGAGAGGCUUGUAA
This is a messenger RNA of Arthroderma uncinatum, 381 nucleotides long. RefSeq lists its product as uncharacterized. NCBI's taxonomy places the organism in Eukaryota, Fungi, Ascomycota, Eurotiomycetes, Onygenales, Arthrodermataceae. The record is from RefSeq and is a predicted model, not a curated record. The coding region runs from base 1 to 381 and encodes 126 amino acids. Gene Ontology annotation, biological process: mitochondrial respiratory chain complex IV assembly. Gene Ontology annotation, cellular component: mitochondrion. The transcript is spliced from 3 exons.